UCACUUAAAGAGCGGCAGAGCGACUUCCAAAAUUGCUUAAACACUGACUCGUCUGAGAAGGAAAUGCUUUGCAAACAUAACUUCCGCUAACACGCAAUACUUUUUCGCUGUCAUGAUGUGGCUGCCUUACAGAUGCACCUCAAAGUACGCAGUUACCGUCUUCAGAUCUUAUUUCCAUGUUUUGAGUCGAAGGAGAUGUAACAUAACGGCGUUCAUGCCCGAGGCUGCGGGCUUUGAAGGCGCGUCGAACCGCUCGGCCCUGCAGGAGUUUUCCGUCUCCAACAGUGAGAGCUUCUGGGCCGCUGUGGCGAACAAGAGACUGAGCUGGAUCCGUCCUUUCCACACGGUCCAAGACUGUGAUCUGAGCCGAGGCAUGAUAAAGUGGUUUGAGGGAGGAAAGCUGAAUGUGUCCGUGAACUGCCUGGACCGCCAUGUGCACACCUGUCCUGAGAGGGUGGCCCUGAUCUGGGAGAGAGAUGAACCGGGGUCAGAGGUCAAGGUCACCUACAGGCAGUUACUGGAGAUGACAUGUCGCCUGGGCAACCUGUUAAGGCGGCGUGGCGUGAAGAGGGGGGACUGCGUCACCAUCUACAUGCCUCCUUGUCCUCUGGCUGUGGCGUCCAUGUUGGCCUGUGCCCGUAUCGGUGCAGCACACAACGUGGUGUUUGCAGGUUUCAGUGCUGAGGCCCUCGCAGAGCGAAUCAGAGACGCCCAGUGUAGCACCGUCAUCACGGUAAACCAGGGCGUCAGAGGGGGUAAGGUCUCCGAGCUGAAGAAGACAGUGGAUACAGCCGUUCAGAGCUGCCCGACAGUACAGCAGGUGUUCGUUGCCAUGAGAACAGAGAAUCCGCUCGCCAUGACAGCCAAGGACGUUGCCAUGGAAGAGGAGAUGCUGAAGGAGGACACAGUGUGCGAGCCAGCUGCCAUGGACAGUGAGGACGUCUUGUUCCUGCUUUAUACAUCCGGCAGCACGGGGAAGCCCAAAGGACUCGUCCACACUCAGGCUGGAUACCUGCUGUAUGCUGCACUCACUCACAGGUACGUCUUCAGCUACCAUGACGGAGAUGUGUUCGGCUGUGUGGCAGAUAUUGGUUGGAUAACAGGACACAGUUACAGUGUCUAUGGGCCCCUGGCCAACGGGGGAACCACUGUCCUGUUUGAGAGCACUCCCAUUUACCCUGACCCAGGAGUCAGGACACACUCAUCAUGUGUGUCAUCAGCACACACACCUUGUUACUGUCAAGAUGAAACUGUCCUCAUCACCACUGGGCAGAAUGAAAAGCCCUCUGGUGUUAGUCGUAACUUCUCAGGAAGGUACUGGGAGAUGGUUCAGAGACUUAAGAUAAACCAGUUUUACGGGGCUCCCACAGCGAUACGCCUGCUGCUCAAGUACGGAGACCAGUGGGUGCACAAAUACGACCGCUCCACCCUCAAAACUCUUGGCUCUGUGGGUGAGCCCAUCAACACUGAAGCGUGGGAGUGGUACCACAGAGUGGUUGGGGAAGGACGCUGCCCUGUGGUGGACACCUGGUGGCAAACAGAGACAGGUGGCAUCUGCAUCAGCCCAAGGCCAUCAGACCCUGACGCAGAGAUUGUCCCAGGAAUGGCUAUGAGACCUUUCUUUGGCAUUAAGCCCGAGCUCAUGGACCCUGAGGGAAAAGUGCUGACUUCCAACCACACAUCCGGAGCUCUGUGUAUAGCUCAGCCUUGGCCUGGUAUGGCCCGAACCAUUCAUAACAACCACCAGAGAUUCAUUGAGACCUACUGUCAGCCUUAUCCUGGUUACUUCUUUACUGGUGAUGGCGCCUAUCGCUCUAAGGAGGGGUAUUACCAGAUCACCGGCCGCCUUGAUGAUGUCAUCAACGUGAGCGGUCACAGGAUUGGGACAGCAGAGAUAGAGGAUGUAGUCAAUCACUGCUCUGCAGUGGCCGAGUCUGCUGUCAUAGGAUACUCUCAUAACAUCAAAGGACAAGGUGUGUAUGCCUUUGUGGUAAUAAAAAAGGGUGUGGACGUCCAAGAGGCAGACCUGUCCCAGCUAAAUGACAUGGUAUCUAAAAAGAUCGCCAAGUACGCCUGUCCAGACUGCAUCCAG
Molecule: messenger RNA, 2092 nt
Organism: Micropterus salmoides (largemouth bass)
Lineage: Eukaryota; Metazoa; Chordata; Actinopteri; Centrarchiformes; Centrarchidae
Product: acetyl-coenzyme A synthetase 2-like, mitochondrial
Exons: 14
Biological process (GO): acetyl-CoA biosynthetic process
Cellular component (GO): mitochondrion
Molecular function (GO): acetyl-CoA synthetase activity
Source: RefSeq, a predicted model, not a curated record